Leopardus geoffroyi (Geoffroy's cat) is the source of this 2088-nucleotide messenger RNA. RefSeq names its product DNA nucleotidylexotransferase (gene DNTT). Bases 15 to 1688 code for a protein of 557 amino acids. Lineage: Eukaryota; Metazoa; Chordata; Mammalia; Carnivora; Felidae. The transcript is spliced from 11 exons. The record is from RefSeq and is a predicted model, not a curated record. Gene Ontology annotation, cellular component: nucleus. Gene Ontology annotation, molecular function: DNA binding; DNA-directed DNA polymerase activity; DNA nucleotidylexotransferase activity. Gene Ontology annotation, biological process: double-strand break repair via nonhomologous end joining.
AGUCUGCCAGUAAGAUGACAUCAGAGCUCUUCAUGAAGGAGGGCAGGCUCUCCCUCACUUCUGGAGACACCGAUCGAUGGCACAGGCAGAAGCAUCAGAAGCUUCUUCCCAUGGAUCCUUUGCAAAUGGCCCACUCGGGCCCUCGGAAGAAGAGGCCCAGGCAGAUGGGUGCCUCAAUGGUCUCUCCUCCGCAUGACAUCAAGUUUCGGGAUUUGGUUCUCUAUAUUUUGGAGAAGAAAAUGGGAACCACCCGCAGAGCCUUCCUCAUGGAGCUGGCGCGAAGCAAAGGAUUCAGGGUUGAAAAUGAGCUCAGUGAUUCCGUCACGCACAUUGUAGCAGAAAACAACUCUGGCUCAGACGUCCUAGAAUGGCUGCAGGUACAGAAUGUAAAAGCCAGCUCACAGCUAGAGCUCCUGGACAUCUCCUGGCUGAUAGAAUCCAUGGGAGCAGGAAAACCAGUAGAGGUGGCAGGAAAACACCAGCUUGUGAGAAGAGAUUAUUCAGCUAGCCCAAACCCAGAGCUCCAGAAGACUCCGCCACUGGUUGUAAAAAAGAUCCCUCUGUAUGCAUGUCAGAGAAGAACCACUUUAAACAACUUUAACCACAUAUUCACGGACGCCUUCGAGGUGCUGGCUGAAAACUAUGAGUUUAAAGAAAAUGAAAUCUCCUCUGCGACAUUUAUGAGAGCAGCUUCUGUGCUUAAAUCUCUGCCAUUCACAAUCAUCAGUAUGAAGGACACAGAAGGAAUUCCCUGCCUGGAGGACAAAGUGAAGUGUGUCAUAGAGGAAAUUAUUGAAGAUGGAGAAAGUUCUGAAGUUAAAGCUGUGUUAAAUGAUGAACGAUAUCAGUCCUUCAAACUCUUUACUUCUGUGUUUGGAGUGGGAUUGAAGACAUCUGAGAAAUGGUUCAGGAUGGGUUUCCGAACUCUGAGUAAAAUAAAGUCAGACAAAACCCUGAAGUUCACACAAAUGCAGAAAGCAGGAUUCCUCUAUUAUGAAGACCUCGUCAGCUGUGUGACCAGGGCAGAAGCAGAGGCAGUCGGUGUGCUGGUUAAAGAGGCCGUCUGGGCGUUUCUGCCUGAUGCCUUCGUCACCAUGACAGGAGGAUUCCGGAGGGGUAAGAAGAUUGGGCACGAUGUUGAUUUUUUAAUUACCAGCCCUGGAUCAACAGACGAAGAAGAGGAACAACUUUUACCUAAAGUGAUAAACUUAUGGCAAAGGAAGGAAUUACUUUUAUACUACGACCUUGUGGAGUCGACAUUUGAAAAGCUAAAGUUGCCUAGCAGGAAGGUGGAUGCUUUAGAUCAUUUUCAAAAGUGCUUUCUGAUUUUAAAAUUGCACCAUCAGAGAGUGGACAGUGGCAAGUGUAGCCAGCAGGAAGGGAAGACCUGGAAGGCCAUCCGUGUGGACCUGGUCAUGUGCCCCUACGAGCGCCGUGCCUUUGCCCUGCUGGGCUGGACUGGCUCGCGGCAGUUUGAGAGAGACCUCCGGCGGUAUGCCACGCAUGAGCGGAAGAUGAUCCUGGAUAACCACGCUUUAUACGACAAGACCAAGAUCACAGUUGAGGGCAGCUGGAAAGAUCCUGAUGGGAGCACGGUCCCCACCUGGCCCAGAAUAUACCUCAAGGGCUUUGGGCUCAAAGAUGAUGAGCUUGUUGGGUCUUUAGAACCAGUCCAGCGUGAACAUUAAUUGUGUUUGAUAUAUCUUUGGUAUUUGGAGUGAAUAAGUCCAAAAAAAACCAAGGAUUCCCCAAAUCACAAAUACCACUCAAGUACCCCUUAAAUGCGUGGGCAGUUGCAUUUUGAGUGACCACUUGGGUCAUUGAUGAGAGCAUACUGCAAGAGGGAGAGCCACAGAACUUCCCUGAGAUGUAGAUGAGCAAUCAGUGAGGCUCCCUCACCAGCUGUGUAACUCACUUGGUGUGUUACACUUGGCACUGGUCAGGAUCCAAAUUCAUGCCUCGGCAAAAGGAUAAAUUACUGCAUGAAUUAUGAAGAGUUAAAUAUUCAUCUGUUAAAUCUACAUGCCAAGGUCUGCUGUUCUCCCAGGGGUCAAGGACAUUAAACUAAGCUCUGAGGAGAAUAAGACA